This is a messenger RNA of Branchiostoma belcheri (Belcher's lancelet), 1174 nucleotides long. RefSeq lists its product as uncharacterized. NCBI's taxonomy places the organism in Eukaryota, Metazoa, Chordata, Leptocardii, Amphioxiformes, Branchiostomatidae. The record is from RefSeq and is a predicted model, not a curated record. The transcript has 4 exons. The coding region runs from base 58 to 711 and encodes 217 amino acids.
UUGGGUAACAAACAGAGACCUCGCGGACUCCACUGGUGCUGACCCGACUGUGCAAUCAUGAUGCCGCUCUUCGCCAUUCUCCUGGCCGUCCUCUGCUGCAGCCACCACCACUGCUCGGCUGCGCCUUCCUCCGAGCCUCCGCCAGUCACGGAAAACGCGCAGCCCUCCUCUUACACGUUCCCACCCUACUGGGUCGACGAACUGUUCGGCGGGGGCCCGGGCGAUCGCGAGGAAGUGUUCGGGACCGACGAACCGAGCUCGCCCGAAGGCGAAGUCACCACGCCGGAUCCGGGGUUGUUUGUUGAGUACGAAGGUUCGGCAGACUGGGAGGGGUCGGGAUCAGGGUUUCAGCCCAUCCCAAGAGUUCCCUGCCCGCCGCGCAGGGACAAGGAGGGAGACACGUGGGUGGAGUUUGAGAAGUGCCGGACCUGCACCUGUAGCUACGGAGAGGCCGUCUGUACAAGGUGUAUCCCAGCGACAGAAGACCGAGACGUUUUCUUCUACAAGGAGUUAGUAUCCCGGCACUGCUACCUGGAGACUGUAGCGGAGGUGGUGGACCACGCGCCGGACGCCUGCUGCGCCGAGAGACAGGUGUGUCAGUACAUCAGCCCAGACUUUCUGGACUACAGCUACCACGAGUACGGGCGCAGGGUCAACUACAUGCUCAUCUACAACCACGGGGACUAUGAUCUCGCAGACAUGUUCUACUGAUGAGCACCUCACCACAGCCAUACUGCACUGAUGCACACAAUCUUAAAAGUAAAUGCAGUUCAUAAUAAUCAGAAAUGUAACUUGAAAAAAAAAGAAAGACAUAACUCUAUGGUCAUAAUGAACAUUGUUUAUGAGGUGGACACAGCAUGAGAAGUGCUGAGGGUUCAAGCAAUAGUCCUCAUGUGUCUCCAAAGUCACACUGUCUUUGAUUCUUAUGAUACAUUGUACUUUUAGCUCAGGUGUUUGAGAGACUACGACCUCGCAGACAUGUUCUACUGAACACGUCACCAAAGCCAUACUCCACUGUCAGGGCUAGAAAUACUUUUUUCCUGCAUACAUGUACAUUUAUGUACCUGCAUUGGUGCAGGUAAUGUUGAAACUUACCUGCACCAGAUAAAUUUACCUGCACCACUCAGAAUUUAGGAAGUACGGAUCACAAUAAAAAAUAACAGUUCGGAAACCA